Molecule: messenger RNA, 2772 nt
Organism: Cadophora gregata
Lineage: Eukaryota; Fungi; Ascomycota; Leotiomycetes; Helotiales; Ploettnerulaceae
Exons: 2
Coding region: 1-2772 (923 amino acids)
Biological process (GO): meiotic cell cycle; mitotic cell cycle; cytoplasmic microtubule organization
Cellular component (GO): equatorial microtubule organizing center; centrosome; gamma-tubulin complex
Molecular function (GO): microtubule minus-end binding; gamma-tubulin binding
Source: RefSeq, a predicted model, not a curated record
AUGGCGCAUAUUGCAAAGCUAGGGGGGUUGACAGAUGAGCUUGUGCAGCUCCUCACUUCUACUUCAGCAAAGUCAGACCAGGCAAGGUUCAAUAUACAUCGAGAAACUGCGCUACGAGCUUUGCGCUUCAACAACUACCCACGAACAAAUCAAUUCGAUGUCACAAGCCAACUGGAUGGUCUGGAAGAGAAGCUGCGAGUUUACAAUGAAGAUCCCCUGGCAGAUGCAUUACGGGAGCGACUGGAUAAAUUGACGGCCUUAGAAGUAAAAUGGACCCCGGAAAUUCUACAUCUUCUUCUUGAGCUAUCGGAUCAGCCAGUAUCGAAGUCAAAGCUGGAGAGGUUGGACUUUUUAAAGGAGCCUGAACCAGAUGCUGGACCGACUCUGAAAUGGAAGGACCUCGCUGCAGAGGAUCCUCUGUUGCGAGAGAAGAGUGUCUGGCGGAAUGUCGACUUUGCAGCCGAAGAUUCGGAGGGCGAGGAUUGGUAUGAAGAUUCUCGAUCGGAUGUUUCAGUACAUUCGGGCACGACUGCGCAGUCAAGUGUCGAGGAUGAGCUCAACAGGCGUCCAGAAGACCAUACUGUUGACACUAUCGACAAAGUAGCACUGCAGGAAUUACGAAAGCAGCAGUUCUGGCAGAAGACUCCAAAUGUGUUUGGGGUAAAACUGGAAACAGUGAAGAAAAGCAUAACGGAGCUCCAGGCUAUCCGGGAGGUUCUCUUUAUGCUAGGGGGGCUUCCAACGUCACUCUUCGAGGUCGAUCCUAAAGAGCAGACGAUAAUUCGGCCAUCGAAAGGUUAUGCGCUGAAGCAUAUAUCUGCAGAAGCGUUCUUCAAGCUUGCCAAAUCCUUUGCCGACGAUGGAUCGUGCCUCGCUCGUCUUCGAUCAUGGAUCAAGCAGCCACAGAGCAUUCCAUUACUCCAAGUGUUGCAGAACACCCUACAGGCUCUUGUUCACGACUUCGAAAAAGCGCUGUCGGAAAUCCAGCAGCGGUUCAUCUCCCCCGAAGAAGAUGUUGUUGUCAGUCUUCUGAGUGUUCAAGACGAACUCGCAUCUCACAUAUAUCCCCUUGUCCGACUUUCAAAUAUCAUCAAGAAGCUAGAAACUGAGCGAUAUGCUCACGCAUUUCGAUACUUGGAAAUGAUUUACGACGAUACCUGCACUUCACAAAUGAACGGAGACGAGAAAACCUAUGAAUUCAUGGGACGCAUAUUUUUCGACUGCUUCCGCAUGUACUUACGGCCGAUGAGGACAUGGAUGGAAGAAGGAGAGCUGGCGAAGGACGACAAAGUAUUCUUCGUUUCGGAAGCAAUUGGAGAUGUGGAGCUGGCUUCCCUGUGGCAGACCCGAUUUAAGAUCCGGAGAACCCAAGAUGGUGUCUUACAUGCACCCAAAUUUCUUCAAGCUGCUGCAAACAAGAUCUUCAAUACUGGGAAAAGUGUGGUAGUACUGAAGCAUUUGAACCAAUAUGAAUCGCUACGAUCUACGGGAGGGCCGGAACCGCUUCUUGACUUCGAUACAGUGUGUACUCCAUCCGUCUGGCUUGCUCCUUUCCCGGAGCUUUUCGAUACUGCCUUCGACGGCUGGGUCCAGAGCAAGCAUCAUCACGCAUCGUCGAUCCUCCGAAAGACACUGUUCGAUUCAUGUGGCCUUCAAAGGUCACUAGAUGCUUUUUCUUACGUCUACUUUAUGGCAGACGGCAUUACAGCAUCUGGAUUCUUCUCCAACGUCUUCGAUAAACUUGACACUUUGAACGCAUCCUGGAAUGACCAAUUUACUCUCACGGAAUUGUCCCAGAGCACCUUCGGCUCAAUUCCAUCUGUGAACCCCGAUCGACUUCGAACAAACGUGUUGACCAUUCCUCGCAAGCACCGAGAUGUCGCAAAUUGCCGAAGGACAGUAAAGGUCCUGACCAUUCUAGAAUUCAGAUAUCAUCUGUCGUGGCCAAUACAGAUCAUCCUCACCCCAGGGACCAUCACAUCAUAUAGGCGGAUAUUCACAUUCCUGCUUCAGAUUCGACGAAGUUCCCACAUCCUCACUCGACAGCGUCUGAUCUCUGAUCGACUGACUGCCACCAGUAGCACUGACGAGCGUGCGAUCUACUACGUCUUGCGAACGGGGUUGCUGUGGUUCGACCAGAUGCUCUACUAUUACCUGACAUCACUUGUGCUGGAGCCACUGACACAAAAGAUGCGAGCAGAUCUGGAAGCAGCGGAAGAUGUAGACGCCAUGAUUCAGGUCCACUCGGCGUAUAUAAAAGCAGCAACCGAGCAAGCACUUCUUGGAAGUAAACUAGAGUUGAUCCAUAAAACCAUUCUCAAGAUCCUAGAUCUAGGAAUCAAGCUCGAAGACGCUCAAGCUGCUAAUGCAGCAUCCAAUAAGGAGGCCAUGGAACAUCAACAAGAGAUGAUGGAUCUCUCAAUGGCAAGUCUAGGCUUGCAAACUCCCAGGAAGAAAGCCAAGCGAUUCAUGAAAGUGCCAAAGUCAGCGAAGAAAGACCUGGAUUCAAGUUCUGACGAGGAGAAUGAGGACUUCGAUGUUGAUUUGAGUAUCUUAUCCUCGCCCGGUGGUGGAGACAAAGAGGAACUUUCAUAUCUCGAAAGACUGAGGAAGAUGAAGGCAGAUUUCGAUAGGCUAGUUCGCUUUGUAGCGAGUGGAUUGAAGGGAGUUGCGAGGGUGGGAGGAGGAGAUGCAGCUAGGAGUUGGGAGUUACUGGGCGAGAUUCUGGAGUCUGGUCUAGGGAAUGACAGUGGGACCAUGGGGUAUCGGUAA